AUGACGACCCUCGAAGUCUCCAACCUCGGCCGAUACGGCUUCAUGGGCGGCCGCGGCGGUGCGUCCCUGCACGGGCAGAUGGGCCACCACCACCACGGAUCGCCGCCGGAGGACGGUGGGGCUCACGCCACUCGGCACGCGCACGGCGGGUGCGGUGGGUGCGGCUCCGGCUUCCUAAUGAGCCUCCUCGGGCUGGACCGGUUCACGAAGGGCAAGGCCGCAGACGGGCUCGCGCGUGCAGCCAAGGCGCCGAACCCGUUCGACCUCGGCCUCGUCGGGAACUGCAAGGACUUCUGGACGGGAGGCAAGGAGCUGGGCGUCGAGUACGAGCGGCUGUACGACGUCCCGCCCGAGGGCUUCCGCGAGGCGAAGCGGCGGCGGCUGGAGGAGGGCGAGGACCUGCACGCGGACGCGGGGCGCAAGAGCCUCCGGCAGUCGCUGCUCAUGGGCCUCGGGUUCGGGGGUCGGGGCCGGGGCGGGUACGAGCCGCUGAGCCAGGUAUGA
Messenger RNA from Epithele typhae, 504 nucleotides. RefSeq lists its product as uncharacterized. The coding region runs from base 1 to 504 and encodes 167 amino acids. NCBI's taxonomy places the organism in Eukaryota, Fungi, Basidiomycota, Agaricomycetes, Polyporales, Epitheliaceae. The record is from RefSeq and is a predicted model, not a curated record. The transcript has a single exon.